Messenger RNA from Closterium sp. Naga37s-1, 996 nucleotides. Lineage: Eukaryota; Viridiplantae; Streptophyta; Zygnematophyceae; Desmidiales; Closteriaceae. The record is from the annotation of a GenBank genome assembly.
AUGCUGGGAAACGUUAGAGUCCGGCACGCGGCGUGCGCGCUAGCGUGUCUCGUAGUCGCCAUCUUAAUCGCUGGCUGCUACCUCUCACGCGAGUAUGUCGGCUCGUUGUUGCCGCGAGUCAGUGUUACCAUCGACUUCUCCGUGCUAGCGGCGCUGCUCAUCGGCGCGGCGGGUUCGCUCACCAUCAACUUUCUCAUCCAACGAAACUUCGCUCUCGUACCCAUAUCCGCCGCCGCUCCUCCCACUGCUGCCACUGCUGCCGGCGCAGCGGGCGCGGGCGCGGGGGCAGCCGGAGCGGGCGCGGAAGUGGGCGCGGCGGGCGGAGAGGUGGGGGAUCCCGGGCCUGGGCUGUUUGCGUUCGAAAUUCCCGACAACGCGUGCUACUUCUGCGUGCGCCGCGCCGCCACCUCCAAAUGCGGCAGCUGCAGGCUGGUGUAUUACUGCUGCCGCAUGUGCCAGAUGCAGGCGUGGCGGAAACACCGGCACGUGUGUGGCGCGGCGGCGGCGGCAGCGGCGCGCAUCCAGCGCACGCGCGCGCUGCUCACCCCCUCGCAGUGGCGCGCGCUGGGCGAAUACGGGGACGCCGUGCGCGCACUCAUCCCCGCGCACCUGCUCGUCCCCACGCAACCGGACCUCGUCGCGAGCGCGCUGCUGAAAAUGGCCGCAUACGUGCGCCAACGCCCGCAACUGGUGGCGCAACCCAUGGCGGACGCGGUGUGGGCGGCGGCGCUGAGCAUGCGCGGGGAGGGCGCAAGCCCGCGCCUGUACAUGGCGUGGGCGUGGGGGUUUUUGGAGGCCACGGUUGAGUCCGGUUCCGUGGACGCGUUUCUCGCGGCGCUGCGGAUUGACGCGGCGGGCGGGGGCGCGGCGGACCUUCCGCGCGUGAACCGGUGGAUGAAGCGCGGGCUGUGCCAGGCGCUGCUGAUGCUGAACAAGCGGCAGGAGGUCGGCGCGUUCUUCCGCCACGCGCCCCGCCAACAGCUGCUCUACUUCUAA